Blepharisma stoltei is the source of this 798-nucleotide messenger RNA. The record is from the annotation of a GenBank genome assembly. Lineage: Eukaryota; Ciliophora; Heterotrichea; Heterotrichida; Blepharismidae.
AUGUAUGUUGAAUGGGACGGUGCAACUUCUAACAAAUUUCAAGGAGGGAAAAAAAUCACGGGCCCAGCUUCUCAAGCAGAACUAGGAAUGAAAGGCUUAAUAGGAGAAACAAACACAGGCAUCGAGGAAUUAAAAGGACGCCGACAUUUCGAUGUGCCCGAAUGCACAACUGUUAUAGAGUGGAAACCUUGCUUCAAAAAAGUUAAAAACAAAAAUGAUCAGAUGUCUAAAACAACUGGGCUAAAGAAAAUCGAAUUUAACGUAAAACCUCCAAAGCCAAGAGCAGAAAAAAAGCAUACUGUUUUUGCACCCAUUGCAAAUAAAAAUAGACCUGAAAUGCCUUUUAACAUGAAAACUGUCCUCACAGAAGAUGGAAAAAGAGUCCAAGAUGUACCAACUGAUGAAUACGAUUUCCACGAAAAGCUGAUGGGAAAGAAAAAACUAGUCCCAGAGUUAGAUGAUAAAAGAAACCAGCUUUCAAUCCGAGCCUUAGGAGAUAAGUCAUAUAAAAAAGUAGAGCAUGAUACAGACUUCUAUAAACCUGGUGGCUUAAUUACUGGGAGCACAAAUGUACAGAAAAUUCCCCACCAAGGCAGAAGUAUCACUAACAAUGAUUUUGCAACUGUAAUUUCAUAUGAAUCAACAGGGCCUAAUAGAACGAAAUGAAAUGACAGGGUAAAGAUGAUGAGAACAGAAGAAGAAAAUCAAGCAGUCGGUUCUCUGAUUGAGUGGGAAAAGACAGUCUUAAAAGAAUCAAACCCUAAAUACGUUGAUCCUGAUAUAUCAGAUGGAGAUUAA